Messenger RNA from Gekko japonicus, 9270 nucleotides. Its product is annotated as zinc finger protein 420-like. The transcript has 13 exons. The record is from RefSeq and is a predicted model, not a curated record. Gene Ontology annotation, biological process: regulation of DNA-templated transcription. The coding region runs from base 109 to 9165 and encodes 3018 amino acids. Lineage: Eukaryota; Metazoa; Chordata; Lepidosauria; Squamata; Gekkonidae.
UUUUUUGUCUUUUAGGGUCUCAUGACCUUGUAGGAGGUGUCUGUUCAUUUCACUGAGGAGGAGUGGGCUCUGCUGGAUCCAGACCAAAGAAUCCUUCACCGGGAAGUCAUGGAGGACGAUCCUCAGAAUGUGGCCUCUCUGGGAAGACUUCUCUUUCUCCAGUCUGAUUCCAUAUCCAGAGUGGAAGAAGCAGGAGAUCUGCUUUUCCAAGACCCAGAAGAAAGAACGAGAUCAGCAGAGGUUGAUGGUCCCCAGAAUAAGUCCAAGGGAGAACCACAGCAGUUCCUGUUGGAAGAAGAACAGCAGAGAAGAAACACUGGAACAGAAUGGAAGAGAGGAAAUGAAUCCUUUUCUUCUCAUGGUGCUGAAUCCCAGCUAUUUGAUACACACUGGAGAAUCCACACAGAGAAGAAACCGUAUAAAUGCUUGGACUGUGGAAAGAGCUUUGCUCGGAGUGUCAACUUUACUGCCCAUCGACGUAUUCACUCGGGUGAGAAACCAUAUAAAUGCUUGGAAUGUGGAAAGAGCUUUGUUUGGAGCACCCAUCUUACUGCCCAUUGGCAUACGCACACUGGGGAGAAACCAUAUAAGUGCAUGGAGUGUGGGAAGAGUUUUGCCCUGAGUAACUAUCUUACUGCCCAUCAACGAAUCCACUCAGGUGAGAAGCGAUAUAAAUGCUUGGAGUGUGGAAAGAGUUUUGCUCUGAGUAACUAUCUUACUGCCCAUCAACAAGUCCACUCAGGUGAGAAACCAUAUAAAUGCUUGGACUGUGGAAAGAGCUUUGCUCGGAGUUAUAACCUUACUGCCCAUCGACGAAUGCACACAGGAGAGAAACCAUAUAAAUGCCUGGAGUGUGGAAAGGGUUUUACUUCGAAGGGAGCCUUUACUGGCCAUGAACGAAUCCACACAGGGGAGAAACCAUAUAAAUGCUUGGACUGUGGAAAGAGCUUUGUUCGGAGUGACAACCUUACUGCCCAUCAACGAAUCCACACACGGGAGAAGCCAUAUAAAUGUUUGGAGAGUGGAAAACAUUUUGCUCAGAGUAAAGACCUUACUACCGAGCAACGAAUCCACACAAAAGAUAAACCAUAUAAAUGCUUGGACUGUGGAAAGAACUUUGUUCACAGUACCAGUGUUACUGUCCAUCGACGCAUCCACACAGGGGAGAAACCAUAUAAAUGUUCAGACUGUGGAAAAAGCUUUGCUCGGAGUGACAACUUUACUGCCCAUCGACGAAUCCACACAGGGGAGAAACCAUAUAAAUGCUUGGAGUGUGGAAAGACCUUUGCUCGCAGUGACAACCUUAGUGCCCAUCGACAAAUCCACGCAGCAGAAAAACCAUAUAAAUGCUUGGAGUGUGGAAAGAGCUUUGUUCGGAGUGCCCAUCUUACUGCCCAUUGGCAUAUGCACACAGGGGAGAAACCAUUUAAAUGCUUGGAGUGUGGUAAGAGCUUUGUCCGGAGUGACACACUUACUGCGCAUAGACGAGUCCAUACAGGAGAGAAACCAUAUAAAUGCCUGGAGUGUGGAAAGUGCUUUUCUCAGAGUGACACCUUAUCUGCUCAUCAACGAAUCCACACUGGGGAGAAAUCCUAUAAAUGCCUGGAAUGUGGAAUGAGCUUUGCUCAGAGCUCAAGCCUUCUUACCCAUGAACGUAUCCACACUGGGGAAAAAGAAUAUAAAUGCCUGGAGUGUGGAAAGAACUUUCUUCGUGGUUCAGACCUUACUGCCCAUCAGCGUAUCCACACUAGGGAGAAACCAUACAAAUGUCUGGAUUGUGGAAAGAGCUUUCCUCGUGGUUCAGAACUCACUGUCCACCAACGUGUCCACACUGGGGAGAAACCAUAUAAAUGCCUGGAGUGUGGAAAGAGUUUUGCUCGCAGUUCACAGCUUACUAAACAUCAGUAUAUCCACACAGGGGAGAAACCAUAUAAAUGCCUGGAGUGUGGAAAGAGCUAUGCUCAGGGUGCUAUUCUUACUAUCCAUCAACGAAUCCACACAGGGGAGAAACCAUAUAAAUGCCUGGAGUGUGGAAAGAGCUUUGUUCAGAGCUCACAACUUAAUCUCCAUCUACGUAUCCACACUGGGGAAAAACCAUAUAAGUGCCUGGAGUGUGGAAAGAGCUUUGUUCAGAGCUCACAACUUAAUCUCCAUCUACGUAUCCACACUGGGGAAAAACCGUAUAAAUGCCUAGAGUGUGGAAAGAACUUUGCUCGGAGAUAUCACAUGAUUUCUCAUCAACGAAUCCACACAGGGGAGAAACCAUACAAAUGCUUGGAGUGUGGACAGAGCUUUCCUCAGAGUUCACAGCUUACUACGCAUCGAUGUAUGCACACUGGGGAGAAACCAUAUAAGUGCCUGGAGUGUGGACAGAGCUUUUCUUAUCAUUCUGACCUUACUGCCCAUCGACGUUUCCACACAGGGGGGAAACCGUAUAAAUGCUUGGAGUGUGGGAAGUGUUUUCCUCGAAAUUCACAGUUUACUAAACAUCAGCGUGUUCACACUGGGGAAAAACCAUAUAAAUGUUUGGAGUGUGGAAAGAGCUUUGCUCAGAUUUCACAACUUACUAAACAUCAACGUAGCCACACAGGGGAGAAACCAUAUAAAUGCUUGGAGUGUGGGAAGAACUUUGCUGAAAGUUCAGAACUUACUAAACAUCAACGUAGCCACACAGGGGAGAAACCAUAUAAAUGCUUGGAGUGUGGAAAGAGCUUUGCUCAGAGUUCAAACCUUAAAUCCCAUCAACGUAUCCACACAAAGGAGAAACCACAUAAAUGCUUGGAGUGUGGAAAGAGCUUUGCUUGGAGUUCACGUCUUACUAAACAUCAACGAAUCCACACAGGGGAGAAACCAUAUAAAUGCUUGGAGUGUGGAAAGAACUUUCGUGGAAGGAGUUCUGCUCAGAAUUGCAUCCUUCAUCAACAAGUCAUCAGAGAGGCGAAAUCAUAUAAAUGCCUGGAGUGUGGAAAGUGCUUUUCUCAGAGUGACACCUUAUCUGCUCAUCAACGAAUCCACACUGGGGAGAAAUCCUAUAAAUGCCUGGAAUGUGGAAUGAGCUUUGCUCAGAGCUCAGACUCUAAUACCCAUCAAUGCAACCACACAGGGCAGAAACCAUAUAAAUGCUUGGAUUGUGAAAAGAGCUUUGCUCAGAGUUCAAGCCUUCUUAGACAUCAACGUAUCCACACUGGUGAGAAAGCAUAUAAAUGCCUGGAGUGUGGAAAGAGCUUUCUUCGUGCUUCAGACCUUACUGACCAUCGGCGUAUCCAUACUGGGGAGAAACCAUACAAAUGUCUGGAUUGUGGAAAGAGCUUUCCUCGUGGUUCAGAACUCACUGUCCACCGACGUGUCCACACUGGGGAGAAACCAUAUAAAUGCUUGGAGUGUGGAAAGAGUUUUGCUCGCAGUUCACAGCUUACUAAACAUCAGUAUAUCCACACAGGGGAGAAACCAUAUAAAUGCCUGGAGUGUGGAAAGAGCUUUGCUCUGGGUUCACAGCUUAAUAUCCAUCUACGUUUUCACACUGGGGAAAAACCAUAUAAAUGCCUGGAGUGUGGAAAGAGCUUUGCUCUGGGUUCACAGCUUAAUAUCCAUCUACGUUUUCACACUGGGGAAAAACCAUAUAAAUGCCUGGAGUGUGGAAAGAGCUUUGCUCUGGGUUCACAGCUUAAUAUCCAUCUACGUUUUCACACUGGGGAAAAACCAUAUAAAUGCCUGGAGUGUGGAAAGAGCUUUGCUCGGAGUUCACAAAUGACUUCUCAUCAACAAAUCCACACAGGAGAGAAACCAUAUAAAUGUUUGGAGUGUGGAAAGAGUUUUCCUCGACAUUCACAGUUUACUAAACACCAGCGUGUCCAUACUGGGGAGCACCCAUAUAAAUGUUUGGAGUGUGGAAAGAGUUUUGCUCAGAUUUCACGUCUUACUAAACAUCACCGCAGCCACAUAGGGGUAAAACCAUAUAAAUGCUUGGACUGUGGAAAGGACUUUGCUGAAAGUUCAGAACUUACUAAACAUCAACGUAUCCACACAGGGGAGAAACCAUAUAGAUGCUUGGAGUGUGGAAAGAACUUUGCUCAGAGUUCGAACCUUAAAUCCCAUCAACGUAUCCACACGAGGGAGAAACCAUAUAAAUGCUUGGAGUGUGGAAAGAACUUUGCUCAGAGUUCGAACCUUAAAUCCCAUCAACAUAUCCACACCGGGGAGAAACCAUAUAAAUGCUUGGAGUGUGGAAAGAACUUUGCUCAGAACUCACACCUUACUACCCAUCAACGAAUCCACACUGGGGAGAAAGCAUAUAAAUGCCUGGAUUGUGAAAAGAGUUUUUCUUGUAGUUCACAGCUUACUAACCAUCAACGUAUCCACACCGGGGAGAGACCGUAUAAAUGCCUAGAGUGUGGGAAGAGCUUUACUGAACGUUCACACGUUACUGCCCAUCAACGAAUCCACACAGGGGAGAAACCAUAUAAAUGCUUGGAGUGUGGAAAGAAUUUUGCAUGGAGUUCAGAUCUUACUGCCCAUCAACGUAUCCACACUGGGGAGAAACCAUAUAAAUGCUCGGAGUGUGGGAAGAGCUUUGCUCAGAGUUCUCACCUUACUGCUCAUCAACGAAUCCACACAGGGGAGAGACCAUAUAAAUGCUUGGAGUGUGGAAAGAGUUUUGCUUGGAGUUCAGACCUUACUGCUCAUCAACGUAUCCACACUGGGGAGAAACCAUAUAAAUGCUUGGAGUGUGGAAAGAAUUUUGCUCAGAGUUCACAGCUUACUACCCACAAAGUUAUCCACACUAGAGAGAAACCAUAUAAAUGUUCGGAUUGUGAGAAGACCUUUUCUUGUAGUUCACAGCUUAGUAAACAUCAACGAAUCCACUCUGGGGAGAAACCGUAUGAAUGUCUGGAGUGUGGAAAGAGCUUUGCUUGGAGUUCACAGCGUACUACCCAUCAAUGCACCCACAUUGGUGAGGAACCUCAUAAAUGCCUGGAGUGUGGAAAGACCUUUGCUCAGAGCUCACACCUCUCUGCCCAUCAAGACAUUCACACAAGGGAGAAACCAUAUAUAUGCUUGGAGUGUGGAAAGAACUUUUCUCAGAGCUCACACCUUAUCGCCCAUCAACAUAUCCACACUGGGGAGAAACCAUAUAAAUGCUUGGAGUGUGGAAAGAACUUUGCUCAAAGCUCACACCUUACUGCCCAUCGACGAAUCCACACAGGGGAGAAAGCACAUAAAUGCCUGGAUUGUGAAAAGAGUUUUUCUUGUAGUUCACAGCUUACUAAACAUCAACGUAUCCACACUGGGGAGAGACCAUAUAAAUGCCUAGAGUGUGGGAAGAGCUUUACUGAACGUUCACAUCUUACUGCCCAUCGACGAAUCCACACAGGGGAGAAACCAUAUAAAUGCUUGGAGUGUGAAAAGAAUUUUGCAUGGAGUUCAGACCUCACUGCCCAUCAACGAAUCCACACUGGGGAGAAAGCAUAUAAAUGCUUGGAUUGUGAAAAGAGUUUUUCUUGUAGUUCACAGCUUACUAAACAUCAACGUAUCCACACCGGGGAGAGACCGUAUAAAUGCCUAGAGUGUGGGAAGAGCUUUACUAUACGUUCACACGUUACUGCCCAUCAACGAAUCCACACAGGAGAGAAACCAUAUAAGUGCUUGGAGUGUGGAAAGAAUUUUGCAUGGAGUUCAGACCUUAUUGCUCAUCAGCGUAUCCACACUGGGGAGAAACCAUAUAAAUGCUUGGUGUGUGGAAAGAGCUUUGCUCAGAGUUCACACCUUACUGCUCAUCAACGAAUCCACACAGGGGAGAAGCCAUAUAAAUGCUUAGAGUGUGGAAAGAGUUUUGCUUGGAGUUCAGACCUUACUGCUCAUUAUCGUAUCCACACUGGGGAGAAACCAUAUAAAUGCUUGGAGUGUGGAAAGAAUUUUGCUCAGAGUUCACAGCUUACUACCCAUCAAGUUAUCCACACUAGAGAGAAACCAUAUAAAUGUUUGGAUUGUGAGAAGACCUUUUCUUAUAGUUCACAGCUUUCUAAACAUCAACGCAUCCACACUGGGGAGAAACCGCAUGAAUGUCUGGAGUGUGGAAAGAGCUUUGCUUUGAGUUCACAGCAUACUAUCCAUCAAUGCACCCACACACGGGAGAAACCCCAUAAAUGCUUGGUGUGUGGAAAGAGCUUUCCUCGGAGUUCUGAUCUUACUAAACAUCAGCGCAGCCACACAGGGGAGAAACCAUAUAAAUGCCUGGAUUGUGAAAAGAACUUUGCGCAGAGUUCCCACCUUACAGCCCAUCAACGUACCCAUACUGGAGAGAAACCAUAUAAAUGCUUGGAUUGUGAAAAAUGCUUUGCUUGCAGUUCACAGCUUACUGCCCAUCAACAUAUUCACACAGGGAAGAAACCAUAUAAAUGUUUGGAUUGUGGAAAGACCUUUGUUCGAAGUUCUGAUAUUACUAAACAUAGACGUAUUCACACAGGGGAGAAACCGUAUAAAUGCUUGGAUUGUGGAAAGAGUUUUGCUCAGAGUUCACAGCGUAUUAGUCAUCGAAGAACCCACACAGGGGAGAAACCAUAUAAAUGCUUGGAUUGUGAGAAGAGCUUUGCUUCAAGUUCACACCUUAGUAGACAUCAACUUAUUCACACCUGGGAGAAACCAUAUAAAUGUUUGGAUUGUGGAAAGACCUUUGUUCGAAGUUCUGAUAUUACUAAACAUAGACGUAUUCACACAGGGGAGAAACCGUAUAAAUGCUUGGAUUGUGGAAAGAGCUUUGCUUCGAGUUCACAGUUUAUGAAACAUCAAUGUUACCACACAGGGGAGAAACCAUAUAAAUGCCUGGAUUGUGCAAAGAGCUUUGCUUGGAGUUCGCAGCUUAUUAGACAUCAACGUAAUCACACAGGGGAGAAACCGUAUAAAUGCUUGGUUUGUGCAAAGAGCUUUGCUUGCAGUUCUGAUAUCACUAAACAUCGACGUAUUCACACAGGGGAGAAACCGUAUAGAUGCUUGGAUUGUGGAAAGAGCUUUGCUCGGAGUUCUGAUAUUACUAAACAUCGACGUAUUCAUACAGGGGAGAAACCAUAUAAAUGUUUAGAUUGUGCAAAGAGCUUUGCUCAGAGUGCACACCUUAUUAGACAUCAACGUAUUCACACUGGGGAGAAGCCAGAUAAAUUAUUGGAUUGUGCAAAGAGCUUUAAGAGGAGUUCACAGCUUACUAACCAUCAACAUAUCCACAUUGGGAAGAAACCAUAUAAGUGCUUGGAGUGUGGAAAGAACUUUGCUUGGAAUUCAUACCUUACUAUACAUCAACGAAUCCACACAGGGGAGAAACCAUAUAAAUGCUUGGAGUGUGGAAAGAGCUUUGUUCAGUGUUCACAGCUUACUAAUCAUCGACGAAUUCACACAGGAGAGAAACCAUAUAAAUGCUUGGAGUGUGGAAAGAGCUUUGUUCAGUGUUCACAGCUUACUAAUCAUCGACGAAUUCACACAGGAGAGAAACCAUAUAAAUGCUUGGUGUGUGGAAAGAGCUUUGCUCAGACUGCAAAGCUUACUAACCAUCAACGAAUCCACACAGGGGAGAAACGACAUAAAUGCUUGGAGUGUGGAAAGAGCUUCGCUCAGAGUUCACAACUUACUCACCAUCGACGAAUCCACACAGGAGAGAAACCAUAUAAAUGCUUUGAGUGUGGAAAGAGCUUUGCUCGAAGUUCACAACUUACUCACCAUCGACGAAUCCACACAGGAGAGAAACCAUAUAAAUGCUUGGAGUGUGGAAAGAGCUUUGCUCAGAAUUCACACAUUAUUCUACAUCGACGAAUCCACACAGGGGAGAAACCAUAUAAAUGCUUGGAGUGUGGAAAGAGCUUUACUCGGGGUUCACAUCUUACUCUACAUCGACGAAUCCACACCGGGGAGAAACCAUAUAAAUGCUUGGACUGUGGAAAGUGCUUUGUUCAGAGUUCGCAGCUUAUUAACCAUCGAAGAAUCCACACAGGGGAGAAACCAUAUAAAUGCUUAGACUGUGGAAAGAGCUUUCCUCAGAGUGGCAGCCUAACUGCUCAUCAACGAAUCCACACAGGGGAGAAACCAUAUAAAUGCUUGGAGUGUGGAAAGAGCUUUGCUCGGAAUGCACACCUUACUUCCCAUCAAAGAAUUCACACAGGGGAGAAACCAUAUAAAUGCCUGGAGUGUGAGAAAAGCUUCAGUCGGAGUGACCACCUUAUUUCCCAUCAAAGAAUUCACACAUGCGAGAAACCGUAUAAAUGCCUGGAAUGUGGGAAAAGCUUCAAGAGUAGAACAAGUCUUACUACCCAUCAAAGAAUUCACACAGGGGAGAAACCAUACAAAUGCCUGGAGUGUGGAAAAAGCUUCAGUCAGAGUUAUAACCUUACUUCCCAUCAAAGAAUUCACACAGGGGAGAGACCUUAUAAAUGCUUAGAGUGUGGGCUAAGCUUCAGUCGGAGUGAUAAUCUUACUUCUCAUCAAAGGAUUCACACAGGGAAGAAACCGUAUAAAUCCCUGGAGUGUGGAAAAAUCUUGUGUUACAAUUUAAACCUUGCUCACCAUCAAAGUAUUCAUACAGGGGAGAAACCAUAUAAAUGCCUGGAGUGUGGGAAAAGCUUCAGUCGAAGUGAUAACCUUAUUUCCCAUCAAAGUAUUCACACAGGGGAGAAACCAUAUAAAUGCCUGAAGUGUGGGAAAAGCUUCUGCUACAAUUUAACCCUUGCUCGCCAUCAAAGUAUUCAUACAGGGGAGAAACCCUAUAAAUGCCUAGAUUGUGGGAAAAACUUCAGGAGUAGUCAAAAUCUUACUUCUCAUCAAAGAAUUCACACAGGGGAGAAACCGUAUACGUGCCCGGAGUGUGGGAAAAGCUUCAGUCGGAGGGACAAGCUUACUUCUCAUCAGAGUAUUCACACAGGGGAGAAACCAUAUAAAUGCCUGGAGUGUGGAAAAAGCUUCUGUCGGAGAGACAGCCUUAAAUCCCAUCUAAGAAUUCAUACAGGGGAGAAACCAUACAAAUGCCUGGGGUGUGGGAAAAGCUUUAGAUGUAGUACAAAUCUUACUUCCCAUCAAAGAAUUCACACAGGGGAGAAACCAUAUAAAUGCCUGGAGUGUGGAAAAAGCUUCCGUCAGAAUACACACCUUAUGUCCCAUCAAAAACUUCAUACAGGGGAGAAAUCAUAGAAAUGCCUAGAAUGUGGGGAAAGCUUUUGUCAUAGUACAGACCUUACGUCUCAUCAAAAACUUUAUUACGGGGAGGGGAGACAUAGAAAUGCCUGGAAUGUGGGG